CUGCCAUGAUUUGGCGAUUGACGAUUGUCUUGUCACUAGAUUAAUAGAAGAGAAUUAAUAUAAAUAUAAAAAUGUGUAAAAGUGUGCUAAGUAAUAUUUUUCUUUUUCCCUUAUUGUUAACCCCAAUUGUAGCGGAAUGGAAUACCAGAGAUUAUAUCCGAAGGGAACAUUCAUUAACAAAACCUUACCAAGGGAGUGGUAUGUCAGUACCAUACUGGGACUUCUUAGGUAGCACGAUAGUAACCUCGAAUUACGUUCGUCUGACCCCCGAUCAACAGUCAAAGGCCGGCGCAAUUUGGAACACAGCGCCAUGUCACACAAGGAACUGGGAGCUUCAAGUCCAAUUCAAGGUACACGGGCGAGGAAAGGAUUUAUUCGGAGAUGGAUUUGUUAUCUGGUACGUCCGUGACCGUAUGCAGCCGGGGCCAGUAUUUGGAAGCAAGGACUAUUUCCAAGGUCUUGCGAUCAUAUUGGAUACGUAUAGCAACCAUAAUGGUGCUCAUAAUCAUCAGCAUCCGUUCAUAUCUGCAAUGGUGAACAAUGGUACACUGCACUACGACCACGACCGAGACGGCACACACACACAGCUUGCCGGCUGUGAAGCUAAAUUCAGAAACUAUAACCACGACACACAUCUCUCCAUUAUUUACAAGGAUGAUACUCUUGUAGUAUCUACGGACUUAGAAGGCAAGAAUGCAUGGAAAGAAUGUCUAAGAGUAGAGAAUGUUCUACUACCUACUGGAUAUUUCUUUGGUGCCACAGCCACUACGGGUGACUUGAGCGACAACCAUGACAUAAUAGCCAUCAAAAUGUAUGAAUUGGACCUGCUUGACUCUCAAAACAAAGAUGAAGACAGAUCCAACAUAAUUCCAUCUGCUGCAACUUUCGAAGCUCCCCGAGAGAGAGUUGAAGACGCAAAGCCAGCAAUGUCUGGAAUUAAAACGUUCCUUUGGAUGAUGUGUAUUGCCAUCAUUAUAAUUGUUUUAGUUGUAGUAGGAAUUAUGUGGUAUCAGAAACGGCAAGAAAACUCUAGGAAGAGACUCUAUUAAAUUAUAGACAAUUUACAAAAAUUUUACAAAUGUCGCCGUUGCAAAUUAGGUUGAGAAAAAAAAUUUUAAGUACAAUUUUUUAAUUAAUAUUUUUCAAUUAUAUUAACAGCAAUAACGUGAGAUCAUAUUUUGGAGACCAAAUGAAUUCUAAAACUAAUAUUUUUGUAAUUAAGUAAAAUUUAACAAGUAACUAUUGAUUUUUGAUAAGUUCAGUAAAAUAUUAAGAAUAGCAGUAAAAACCCAUUUAUACCUCACUGCUAGGCAAUGGCCUUCUCCUAUUAUGCAGUUCAAACUUUGCUCCAGAUUAGGUUAGUGGAAAUAUAUAAAGCGGAAUUUCUUCCAACAAAUUCCAGUUACAGGUUUCCUCACGUUUUCUUCGGUUAUUUUAAGAUUGGAUUAUGAAAAACUGAUAUUAAAUCUUAUUGAGAAUUUUUUUUACUUUAACCAAUCUUACGAACUUGUCAUUUAAUAGUAAGUAGUAUAUAUCAAACGAAUAGUAAUAAAAAUGAGGUUUAUCGUAAUUUUAUCAAACAUACAAACGAAUUAAUUUAGUAUGUAACUAUUAUUUUAUAUGCAACAAAAUCAAAUAUAGUAAAGACUGUUCGAAUUAAGCCAACGUUUCUUAAUAACGCAUAUUAUCUUGAAAGUCAUUUAAUUGAUAUUAUUUUUUUCCUAACAUCAAUAUUUCUUUUUAUAUUUCUGCAUAUUAUUAAAAAGAAUAUCGUAAGUAAUACUUUUUAAUCAUCACAAUUUCUUUUCUUUAUAUUCUAUCUUUCAUUAAUAUAAAAAAAAACUCAAAAACUCAAUAAACUUUUUCUAUAGCUAAGUGGCGGUUCUAGCUAUGUCUAUGAUAGUUUCUUUUUGUCAAGAAGGGGGUUAGGUUUGUUAUAUAUUUAUUAAAUUGGACAAUAUGGUUUGGCAACUAGUAGUCUAAAGUUGCAUGAAUGAUAAAUGAAAUGUAUUUUUUUGUAAAUUGAAGUAAUAUGAAAAAAUUAUGUAAAAACCAUAAUGAUGUUGGUUUCAAUUAAAUUAAAUAUUAAAUCAUUCAUUUGCUGUAUGUAUUUGAAUUAUAUUCAUUUUUAAUAUAACCUGUAAUAUUGUUGCCAAAAUAUUGAACUAAACGAAAAUUAACGAAAUUGUUAUUUUCAUCGAUUAGCUAUAAGACAAAUAAAAUAUUUUUUUUUUUAUUUUCAAAAAGUAAUUUUUUUUUUAAUAUGCAUUCCUUUUUUAAAUUCUAAAUAUAUGUUUAUUAGAAUUAAUUGUCAUUGUGUUAACCAUUAUUCUGAAUAAACAUAAGUCGCCGAAUCGAUGAAGUAAAUUUUAUAUUAUUAAUGACGUAUGUAUGUGUGUUGUAUGUUCUGCGUGUUUUUUUAAAUAAAAUAAUUUAUAAUCUUUAA
Messenger RNA from Nymphalis io (European peacock), 2446 nucleotides. RefSeq names its product vesicular integral-membrane protein VIP36. Gene Ontology annotation, molecular function: D-mannose binding. Gene Ontology annotation, biological process: Golgi organization; endoplasmic reticulum organization; endoplasmic reticulum to Golgi vesicle-mediated transport. The transcript has 6 exons. NCBI's taxonomy places the organism in Eukaryota, Metazoa, Arthropoda, Insecta, Lepidoptera, Nymphalidae. Gene Ontology annotation, cellular component: endoplasmic reticulum membrane; Golgi membrane; endoplasmic reticulum-Golgi intermediate compartment. The record is from RefSeq and is a predicted model, not a curated record. The coding region runs from base 72 to 1049 and encodes 325 amino acids.